This is a messenger RNA of Oreochromis niloticus (Nile tilapia), 1989 nucleotides long. RefSeq names its product alpha-tectorin. NCBI's taxonomy places the organism in Eukaryota, Metazoa, Chordata, Actinopteri, Cichliformes, Cichlidae. The transcript is spliced from 12 exons. The coding region runs from base 123 to 1709 and encodes 528 amino acids. The record is from RefSeq and is a predicted model, not a curated record.
GCUGUUGGACUCCACCACACACAAUCCAAGUCAAACUCUGCUAUGGAGGCUACUAUGUCUACAAACUUGAGAGUCCUCCUGGCUGCUACUUCGCAUACUGCACAGAAAAUUAUACUCCUGUGAUGCCCAGCAUGGUGAACUCUGUCUGCACUGUGACCGGCCCCACUAUCAUUGACGUCCACAGCCAGAUUAACUCCAUCCAGGAUCGCUGUGCGUACUCUCUGUUCUCGACUCCGUCACUCCAAGACUUCCAGGUUCAGGGGAACUUUGAGGACCAGCGUCGUAAAGAUGUGAGUUUUUUGGGCAGUGUGACGCUGCUUGUGGACGGGCAUGACAUUCACCUGGAACAAGGUGGGAGAGUUCAGCUGGACGACUCCACGCUGACCCUCAGCAGCUCAUCUCAGCUGGUUCAUGGUGUGCAGCUCUCUAAGGACCAAACUGGAGUCACUGCCAAGCUGUCGCUCUCCAACCUCACCAUCUCUGUCUUCUUUGAUGGUGACACCGCACAGAUCCACUUAGAAGGACCUUCUGGUUCAUCUGUGGAGGGUCUGUGUGGAAACUCCAGCAGGUCUCUGAGUGACCUGAGACUCUCUGAGUACAGCUCCACCAGCUGUGAGAUGCAGUACAGUGAGCCUGCUGACAGCACGAUCAACUGCAACAGUGUGACUGAACGCUGUAAUCUCCUGAAGGAGGCGCCCUUCUCCUCCUGUAACAGUGACAUUGACCCAGAGCCCUACAUAACCGCCUGCACCGACACUUUGUGUAAAUAUCCUGCAGUGGACGGACUCGACUGUCAGUUCCUGAAGGCCUACGCCAGAGCCUGCAGUCUACACAACCACACUCUGGAUGGCUGGACAUCAAAGACCGGCUGCUCCUCUGAGGCCUUCUGUCAGGACAGGACCUGCAGCGAUCACGAGUUCUGUGGUGAGAAGACGGUCGAUGGUGACACUCGCUGCUUCUGUCGGGCCAUUUUUGCCUCCAAGUACCAAGCAAACAACUCUUUGGGUGAUCCAACAGUCUGCAUGCAGAACUCUGCUUCAGUCACUCUGGUCGGUUGUCUCCUGGAGGACAAAGGCAUCGACUACUCUGCCUUACACCUCAAGGACCCGACCUGCAGGGGUCAGGUGGACGAGCUCACCCACAUGGUGACCUUCAGCUUCAACAGCAGCAACAGCUGUGGGACGGUGGUCACGGUGGGUUUCAUCUCCUCCUCUUUACCUUCUACAAGCAGCCAAACAUCUUCCAGCAUCUUUUGGGAUUACACUCUGACCAUGCAGAGCUUCACCGACGCCGGCCGGAAACAAGCUGUGGAGUCCAACACUGAAGUGCAGCUGAACCAGAAGAUCUGGGUGGAGCUGAAGACUGACGGGCUGGAUGGAGACAUGGUUGUCAUGGUGACCGACUCCUGCUGGGCCACUGACCAGCCAUCACCCGACAGCACUCCGAGAUACGACCUGAUCAUAAACGGCUGUGCCAACCCUGCUGACCAGACUGUGCAGGUGGAGGAAAACGGACUGGGAACCGCCAACUACUUCUCCUUCAACAUGUUCCAGUUUACUGAGAGCUCUGGUGAAGUCUACCUGCACUGCAAACUCCACCUGUGUCCCAAACAGAACAACUGUGUCCCGACAUGUCCUGCUCACAGACGCAGAUAUGCCAGGUCCAAAUAUGAAGGUGAAGCCUUCAUCAGCAUGGCCUGGACUCAUUAGGUGGUUUCCAUGGUGACUCGGACUGACUGACAGGCUGCCGACCUCCAUGAUGAUCCCUGACUUUUGAUGAUGAUCCGGAUGCUGGUUGUAUGAAAGAUCGAGCUCUGUUCUGGCUGCUAUGGUGUUGUGAUCACUGCACAGCUGGAAAAGGCAGCAGUUUUGUUGGAAGUAUUGUAAGGACAGGACCAAACAGAGAGAUAAUGAUUCUGUUCCUUAUGGGUGGCAGUAGCUGACGAGAUAGAGGAGGUCAUCUACUAACCAGAAGGUUGUUUGUUUGAAC